AAAGUGCGGGUCCUGCGAGCCCCACAGCGGCAGAGGCUCGUGGAGCGCGGGUGGUGUCAAUUGCGGAGCAGCCUACGCUGUUUGGUCCCAGUCCCCUCGGCGGUCUCCCUGCGCCAGCCUACCUCGCCCCUUGGCGCCAUGACCACUACCACUACCUUCAAGGGUGUGGACCCCAACAGCAGGAACAGCUCUCGGGUUUUGCGGCCUCCAGGUGGUGGGUCCAAUUUUUCACUAGGCUUUGAUGAGCCAUCAGAACAGCCUGUGAGGAAGAACAAGAUGGCCUCUAGCAUCUUUGGGACACCUGAAGAAAACCCUCCGUCUUGGGCAAAGUCAGCAGGUGCCAAGUCUAGUGGUGGCAGGGAAGAUUCGGAGUCGCCUGGAGCACAGAGAAGUAACUCUUCUGAAGCAAGCUCUGGAGACUUCUUAGACCUCAAGGGAGAAGGUGAUAUGCAUGAAAAUGUGGACACAGACUUCCAAGCCAGCCUGGGGCAGAUGGAAGAGAAGCCUGUGCCUGCUGCUCCUGUGCCCAGUCCAGUGGCCCCGGCCCCAGCGCCAUCCAGGAGAAACCCCCCUGGUGGCAAGUCCAGCCUGGUCUUGGGUUAGCUUCUUCUGUUGGAACUCUGUCCUCUGUUUGUUUGUUUUUCCAUGCUUGUGAACUGCACAACGUGAGCCUGACUGUACAUCUUUUGGAUUUGUUUCAUUAAAAGAGAAGCACUUUA
Peromyscus eremicus (cactus mouse) is the source of this 719-nucleotide messenger RNA. It is a transcript of the gene Jpt1, whose product is annotated as Jupiter microtubule associated homolog 1. The record is from RefSeq and is a predicted model, not a curated record. Gene Ontology annotation, cellular component: nucleus. NCBI's taxonomy places the organism in Eukaryota, Metazoa, Chordata, Mammalia, Rodentia, Cricetidae. The transcript has 5 exons. Bases 139 to 603 code for a protein of 154 amino acids.